CCACUCCCAAAAUAUAAAAUAAAGGCAAGAAAAAAGAGGCAUGGCUUCUUUCCUUUUGCUUCUUCUCUGUGCUUUUCCUUUUCUUGCUGCCUCUGCUUAGCAUUAGGCAUCUCUUUUCUCUCUUUCACUCACUUUUCCCAUCUUUCCUUCAAGUCCAUUCUUUACCAUCUUGUCUUAUUUCACUCUUUUUCUUUCUGGGUUGGGUUUCUCCUGCUCUGUCUGCUCUUACUACAGCCUCAACCCCUCUUCUAUAUAUACAUAGAUACACACAUUUUCCAGGUAAAUUCUUGGCCUAAAUUGAGUUAAUUUUUCAUGGGGUUUUGCUGUUUUUCAUUGUUUGUGUGAUCAGAAAGUUGAGUAGCUUUUUUUUAGUUUAGUUCUUGAGGUGGCUGGUCUUUUGGGAUUUUAGUUUAUUAUCAGGGGAGGAGGUUCUUUCUGGGUUUAUUUUGAUUAAACUGGAAGGGAAAAAAAAUCCCUUUUAGUUUUGCAAUUUAAAUUUUGGUGUGGCCCUUUUGUUUUUAAAUCUUCUUGCUUUAGUUACUUGCAAGAACUUUGUGUUUUUGUCUUUGUUUGAUUGAGUUUACACAUAUUUAUUCUUGUGUAUCUGUUGUUUAGUUUAGUGCUCACUGUAAGUCUUUUGUCUUCAAGUUUGAAACUUCUUGUUUCUAGUUGCUGUUCUGUGAUUAGUGCUUAUUGUAUUACAGUUGGGCUUCUGAUUCUCUAUGGGGCUUUGUCAUGGAAAACCCAUUGAAACCUCUCAAAAUCAAACAGAAAAUCCGGAUGUUCCCAGUGAAAAUGAGUUAGUACUCAAUUCUCAGACUGGGAAAGCAUCGAAAUUUCCAUUUUACAGCCCAAGUCCUCUUCCUGGUAGUGCAUACAAGGGCUCUCCUGCUAAUUCAAGUGUUAAUUCGACUCCUCUUCGGACGCCUCUUCGCUUGUUUAAGCGUCCAUUCCCUCCACCCUCUCCAGCAAAGCACAUUCGUGCAUUGCUUGCGCGAAGACAUGGCUCGGUUAAGCCUAAUGAGGCCUCAAUUCCUGAAGGAAAUGAGCUUGAGAUUGGUUUAGACAAGAAUUUUGGGUAUUCUAAGCAAAUUUUACAACAUUAUGAGCUUGGUGAAGAGGUAGGCCGAGGACAUUUUGGUUAUACUUGCUCUGCUAAGGCAAAGAAAGGGAGUUUAAAAGGGCAAGAUGUGGCUGUCAAAGUCAUACCGAAAUCCAAGAUGACUACAGCAAUUGCCAUUGAAGAUGUAAGAAGAGAAGUUAAAAUAUUACGAGCUCUAACCGGACAUAAGAAUCUCGUGCAAUUUUAUGAUGCUUAUGAGGAUGAAGACAAUGUUUAUGUUGUAAUGGAGCUUUGCAAAGGAGGCGAAUUAUUGGACAGAAUUCUGUCAAGGGGUGGGAAAUACUCAGAAGAAGAUGCAAAAGCUGUUAUGGUGCAAAUUUUAAGUGUUGUUGCUUACUGUCAUCUCCAAGGAGUAGUCCACAGGGACUUGAAGCCUGAGAACUUUCUCUAUGUUUCUAAAGAUGAACAUUGUCAAUUGAAAGCCAUCGACUUUGGACUCUCAGACUAUGUAAAGCCAGAUGAAAGGCUGAAUGACAUUGUGGGGAGUGCAUACUAUGUUGCUCCAGAAGUUCUGCACAGAUCAUAUGGAACCGAAGCUGACAUGUGGAGUAUUGGUGUAAUUGCUUAUAUUCUUUUAUGUGGAAGCCGCCCUUUUUGGGCCCGGACAGAGUCUGGGAUCUUUAGAGCUGUACUUAAAGCUGAUCCAAGCUUUGAUGAAACCCCAUGGCCUUCUUUGUCUCCUGAUGCAGUGGACUUCGUGAAGAGAUUGUUGAACAAGGACUACCGCAAGAGAUUAACUGCUGCGCAGGCCCUUAGUCAUCCUUGGCUAGCCAAUUGCCAUGAUGUCAAGAUACCGCUGGACAUGAUAAUUUACAAAGUUGUAAAAGCUUAUAUAUGUUCAUCUUCUCUGAGAAAAGCCGCAUUAGGGGCACUUGCCAAGACAAUGACAAUACCUCAGCUAGCAUAUUUGCGCGAACAAUUUGCAUUGCUUGGACCAAGCAAAAGUGGAUUUAUAUCUUUACAGAACUUUAAAUUGGCUGUAACAAAAAACUGCACGGAGGCCAUAAAGGAUUCUCGGGUUCUAGAUUUUGCUAACAUGGUGGGUUCUCUUCAAUAUAGAAAAUUAGAUUUUGAAGAAUUUUGUGCUGCAGCUAUAAGUGUACAUCAGUUGGAAGGAAUGGAUAGCUGGGAGCAACAUGCUCGCCGUGCCUAUGAACUGUUUGAGAAAGAUGGAAACAGGCCUAUUAUGAUAGAGGAACUUGCCUCGGAGCUCGGACUUAGCCCAUCGGUUCCAGUUCAUGUAGUUCUCCAGGAUUGGAUAAGACACUCUGAUGGAAAGCUCAGUUUCCUGGGGUUUGUCAGGCUUGUGCAUGGGGUUUCUUCUCGUGCAUUUCAGAAAGCUUGAUGCCUUGAUAUAUUAACAGCCACACAUACUCACCAUUGGACUUGCUAUAUGUUGGUGACCAGGUUACAUAUAAUAUUAUAGGAAACAAAUUGGCUGAAGUCGAGAGCAUACCUCAAGCAAAGAAGCUAUACCCAAGUAUAAUCCUUAUUCACAGACAGGAGGAGCAAUCUAAUAUGUUACUAUGUUCUUAUCAUUAGAAUGUUCCUAUAACUUUAUUUCCUUUUUUGUUUCUGUCCUAGUCGAGCGCCGGUAGAGAGUUGUACAGCUGAAAUAGAUCACAGAAUGUUUUAGAUUAGAAAAAAACAGCUUAAUGUUGCUGGAGUGAAUGUUGUGUUGUUGGGGUAUCACUAUUGUACCCUCAUGUGCACAUUCUUAAUAAAUUCUUGUUGUGAUCUACGCAUUUUAAUAUUUUAAUUUUUUUAUUGAA
Molecule: messenger RNA, 2895 nt
Organism: Daucus carota subsp. sativus
Lineage: Eukaryota; Viridiplantae; Streptophyta; Magnoliopsida; Apiales; Apiaceae
Product: CDPK-related kinase 7
Exons: 11
Coding region: 723-2468 (581 amino acids)
Biological process (GO): intracellular signal transduction; protein autophosphorylation; peptidyl-serine phosphorylation
Cellular component (GO): cytoplasm; nucleus
Molecular function (GO): calcium ion binding; calcium/calmodulin-dependent protein kinase activity; calcium-dependent protein serine/threonine kinase activity
Source: RefSeq, a predicted model, not a curated record